UCGGAUUCAGUUUUACAGUCAUCGAUCGGAGGUCUUUCUCUCGUUCUUCUUUCCUUUCCAAUUCAUUGUUUGUCAACCUUGGCUAUAGAUCGCCUCGUCUAGUACGCCUGUCCACUCUUUAACUUUCAAACCCCCAAUAUUUUUUUUAUCUUAGCAAAUCGCAAUGGCCCGCUUCAGCCUCUCCGUCCUUGUGCUCUGCCUUUUCAUGGCCUUGAUGGCGUCCGCCAUGCCUGUCAAGCGCGACGAUGUCGCCAAUGAAAGCGACUACGCUAUGCAGGGGAUCGAGUCCGCCGCCAAGAUGAUGGAGGAGAUGAUUGAGAAAUACAAGGAAACCCAAGAGGCGAACGACAACUCCAACGAUGCCUCUUCCGCAACCGCCGACAAGACUGAGAACCAGAACGCUCCGAUGGAGGAUGCGAACACGAGUCCUUCUUCCACUACUCCCACGGAGGCGACUCCUGCUGCCAGCGCUGCCGCCCAGUCUCCCAAGCCUAGCAAGACUCACAUCGUGAACGACAACCCUUUUGCGAAAUUACCCCUUGUCGGCGGUCUGCUGAGCGGCGGUGGUCUCCCCGGUCUGUGAUGCCCCGAGGGUGCUCGCCCCGGUGCCGGCAUAGGCAACUGCCGGGAAACCCAAGUUUUGGUGUUAAAGUCUUUGUUGUUACGGUGCUAUGUAUGAGGCAUGAUGAUUGUGAAUUUUCCCACCUUAGUUUUGGGUUUGC
Molecule: messenger RNA, 722 nt
Organism: Aspergillus aculeatinus CBS 121060
Lineage: Eukaryota; Fungi; Ascomycota; Eurotiomycetes; Eurotiales; Aspergillaceae
Exons: 2
Coding region: 164-583 (139 amino acids)
Source: RefSeq, a predicted model, not a curated record